Molecule: messenger RNA, 2517 nt
Organism: Branchiostoma floridae (Florida lancelet)
Lineage: Eukaryota; Metazoa; Chordata; Leptocardii; Amphioxiformes; Branchiostomatidae
Product: prokineticin receptor 2-like
Exons: 4
Coding region: 344-1453 (369 amino acids)
Biological process (GO): neuropeptide signaling pathway
Cellular component (GO): membrane
Molecular function (GO): neuropeptide receptor activity
Source: RefSeq, a predicted model, not a curated record
UGUCAAUCACCCAGUAAGCGACCAAUCGCAAAGCGUGUGUGUGCUGACGUCAUUAGAGCAUAUUUUCGCUCAGCGCUGGUGAAUAUCUAGGAGGAACAGUUUGUGUUGAGCCACAGUCAGCUAUAGCCACGGUUGUGACAUAUCUCCUGUGAGAUUCGAUCACCAAGGCGUGUGGGAGACGUCUAAGGAACUGUCAAUAACGUCAGUAGAGAAUACAAAUCUGCCUCCUCUUCGAUUUUGAUUGGAUCUCGCCGCGCUCGGCAACUUCCUGGCAUAUUAGCAUAUCCUCCAGCCUCUCCGUACCAGAAGAGGUCUCAGCCGGUGUAAGCACCACACUGUCAGCAUGGUUGAUGCGGCGAAGACAAACCUCACCAUCAGCGAGAUCUGGGACACGUACGGCGACUACGGGCCCGCCGUCGUCAUAGACGGCAAGACCGGCGAAGACAACUGUAGCUACAAGAUCAGCGAAGACUAUCUUGCCUACAACCGGGGGGACUCCCUCGCGGCAAGCAUCUUCGUCGGCACGAUCUACGUCGCGACUAUCGUGACAUGCGGCAUCGGGAACAUCCUCCUCAUGGCAACCAUCAUCAUGUACAAGAAGAUGCGCACAGUCACCAACGCCCUCAUCGCAAACCUCGCCUUCUCGGACUUCAUCGUGUCAGUCGUAUGUGUCCCCUUCAUCAUCGACUACUACGUGGUUCGCGCCGAGAGGCCGUGGUUCUAUGGGGACACCAUCUGUGCGGUCAUCAACUACCUGCGGAUGGCGUCUCUGUACGUGUCCACCAACUCGCUACUGCUCAUCGCCGUGCACAGGUACAGAACGAUGUUUACUCAUCUGCCGAACCAAGACACCAGCGGGUCCAAGAAGUUCCUGGUGGUUCAGAUCCUGCUGGUGUGGCUGGUGUCCCUCCUGCUGGCUGUCCCCGCCGCCGUGUACUCCAGAGCCUUCCCCUACACCGCCACGGGCUCCAACUUCUGCGGACAGAUCUGGCCGGCUCGCCUGGAACCCAUGUACAAGGCCUACUACAUGCUACUAUUCUUGCUGGAAUUCGUCCUGCCCGUCAUCAUCAUGUGCUUCUGCUACAUCCGCAUCGCCCUCCACAUCUGGUACCGCCCUCAGACCGGCCAGGUGGGGCACCUCCCGCCGGAGAGACAACACCACCGCGAGAAGGUCAUCCAGCUCCUCAUCGUCACCCUCCUGUGCUUCAUCGUGUGCUGGCUACCGUACCACGUCUACGCCAUCGUCCGCGACUUCGCUCCGCAUCUUCUGCUGGUCUCCCGCUACAACACCACGCUGUUCUUCAUUGUAGAGGCUCUGGGGAUGGCGCAGGGGAUGGUCAAUACCAUCAUCUACAUCGGGAUGAACAGCGCCGUGAGACAGCACAUGAAACAGCUCUUCGUCGACCUGAAGAAUCGCCGCAUCACCAACAACCCCCACAGUGGUCCCCAUUGACUGGCACGCCACGUGGUGACAAUCGUAGUCCUCGUCAUCUGCCACAGGGCUUGGCAGAACUGGAACGUGCCAACAUGGACACCCUGAAGCGAGCAGGUUGUUCGGACAUUUAUAUCUUGGAAGAAAGAAUUACACUAACAAUUCAGAGCUGAAAAAUUGCUAGAGGGGUUUGUGAUUGAUUUCCAUACGAUGGGGCCGGGCUGAAUUGCUGCAGAAACAUGUACUCUACAAUUUACAGCAAUAUCUAUUGGGUAAUGACGUUGAAAGUAUGUCGGUAGAGAUUUCAAUGAUCAUGGCAUAUCAGUCGGGCAAAAUCAUCAAUUUUACUAGUAGAGAUCCCGACUGGAGCUUAUGCAAUUUGGAUACAUCAUUUAAAACAGUAGAGGGUUAACCAUAACUUCGAUUGAAGUUUUUAAGAUCAAUGCAUUGGAUUGAAGUUUAGGAUUUACAAGUGGGAGCCCACCAAAUACAUACGUGGCAUCUCUUAGACAGUAUCUCUUCCAGUAGGAUUGACAAUUCUGCCAGAUCGCAAUCUCUACCGUACAUAUAUACACAAAUACACAUAUAUAUAAAUAUAUAUAUACUGGCAUAUCUAUUAUAAAACUCUAAACCAUAAAGAAGUAGCAGGCCAACUUGUUUCUAUACAUAACAUGUGCAAGUUAUGCUAAGAACACUUGAAUGCACAGGCCUCCAUUGAUUGUUUUCACCAUUUGAGCAACCACAAAUCACUGAUUUUACAUCGUCGAAGGAAAUUGAGAAAUAAUUCUAAUAUCUAGUCGGAGAUCAUUGAGAUACUAUAUGACUCAUUGAGAGAACACCGUGUGAUCUGUCAUGUGCUGGGUCGCUCGAAGAUCUCAUCUAUCCACUAUGUAACGCAACCUUCUGUGAAGAGUGGAGCUGCUGGGAACUACAUCUUACUACACAAAAUGUAAUCUUUACGCACGCAUAAAGCAUACGUAAAGUUAUGCAUUUCAAGGUUUAAAAAAAUCAACUUAAAAAAAAUCAAAUUUACGCACACUUUAAGGCGCUUAAAAUUUUUAUUUCGUGCAGUUUUUAGACGAAAU